CCUAAAAUCAUCUCCUACCAGUUUUAGUUCUCCGUCGUCCUCUCUUUUGAGCUAACUAGUAAAACCAAUGGCAAUGGCGACCCUUGGCCACUUCAAUCCGUCUGAGAUGAUUUAUUGUCUUUCUUCUUCGUCAUUCACUACCCUAAACCAAAACACUCUGAGCUCUCCUUUCGUUCCAAGAUUAUCUUUUUCUUCCAAAAGAUGCCCCCCUUCAAAGACCCAAUUCUCUUCCGGUCUAUUCCGAAUAGCCAGCUCAUUUACUCCAAUGGAAACGGCCAAAAUCAAGGUCGUCGGUGUUGGCGGCGGUGGCAACAAUGCCGUUAAUCGCAUGGUUCUCAGUGGGUUACAUGGUGUUGAUUUCUACGCUAUUAACACUGAUUCUCAAGCUCUUGUGCAAUCUGCUGCUCAGAACCCACUUCAGAUUGGAGAGCUUUUAACUAGAGGACUUGGUACUGGAGGUAAUCCACUUUUGGGAGAACAAGCUGCAGAAGAAUCAAAGGAAUAUAUUGCUGCUGCUCUCAAAGGAUCAGAUUUGGUUUUCAUUACUGCGGGUAUGGGUGGAGGCACAGGUUCUGGAGCUGCACCUGUUGUGGCUCAGAUAUCAAAGGAUGCAGGUUAUCUAACUGUUGGUGUGGUUACUUAUCCCUUCAGCUUUGAAGGACGCAAAAGAUCUAUGCAGGCACUGGAGGCUAUUGAGAAGUUACAGAAAAAUGUUGACACUCUCAUAAUUAUUCCCAAUGACCGAUUAUUAGAUAUUGCGGAUGAACAAACACCUCUUCAAGAUGCUUUCCUACUUGCGGAUGAUGUUCUACGUCAAGGGGUCCAGGGAAUUUCAGACAUAAUAACAAUACCUGGUCUAGUAAAUGUGGACUUUGCAGAUGUUAAAGCAGUUAUGAAGGAUUCCGGAACUGCAAUGCUUGGUGUGGGAGUUUCCUCCAGUAAAAACCGUGCUGAAGAAGCUGCUGAACAAGCAACGCUCGCUCCUCUUAUUGGUUCAUCAAUCCAAUCUGCUACCGGAGUAGUGUACAAUAUCACUGGUGGAAAGGAUAUAACUUUGCAAGAAGUUAAUAGGGUUUCUCAGGUGGUUACAAGUUUGGCGGAUCCUUCAGCUAAUAUCAUAUUUGGAGCUGUUGUGGAUGAACGGUUCAAUGGGGAGAUUCGCGUGACAAUUAUAGCAACUGGUUUUACUCAGUCGUUUCAGAAGACACUCUUGACAGAUCCUAGAGGGGUGAAGAAGACAGUUGAGAAAGGAGGAGGACUAAUGGGGGGUAGGCAGGAAAUACAGAUAAAAUCAUCAUCAUCAAACUCAAAUUCCCAAGUCUCAUCAUCAUCUCGGCCUACUAGAAAACUCUUUUUCUAGUAAAUUUUUUAAAAGAAAGUUGGAAUCUUCUUAUUAGUGAUUGUAUUACUUUCUUUCUCUGGUUGUUUUUGGCUGAAUCUAACAAAGAAAUAUACCAGACCAUUUCUGUAAAGUGUAAUCCCUUGAAUCAAUUUAUCUCUAUUCAUAGUUUCAAUGACCAUCUUAAA
This is a messenger RNA of Impatiens glandulifera, 1527 nucleotides long. Its product is annotated as cell division protein FtsZ homolog 1, chloroplastic-like. Bases 68 to 1360 code for a protein of 430 amino acids. The transcript has 6 exons. Gene Ontology annotation, molecular function: GTPase activity; GTP binding. NCBI's taxonomy places the organism in Eukaryota, Viridiplantae, Streptophyta, Magnoliopsida, Ericales, Balsaminaceae. The record is from RefSeq and is a predicted model, not a curated record. Gene Ontology annotation, cellular component: microtubule; cell division site; cytoplasm. Gene Ontology annotation, biological process: microtubule-based process; cell division; chloroplast fission.